UAAACACAAAAAGGUUCAACGAGAAAGAUAGAUAUAUAACCACAGAAAAAAGAAGAAGAAGAAAAAGUCUCUCUUCCAAAAAUGGCAAUUAGGGUUUCCAACAAGUCUCUCCUCGUGGCACUUCUUCUCAUACUCUUCAUUUCUUCUCCUACUCAAGCACGAAGCUUACGAGAAAUUGUGAGGAAGAGAACGGUAUUGGUUGUGGAGAAGGGUCAAGAGAGUCAGAAACUAAGGCACGAAGGUGGAGGAAGUGAUAUUGAUGGAUUAGUGGAUAUGGAUUAUAAUUCUGCGAACAAGAAAAGACCGAUACACAAUCGCUGAUAAAUAAAAAGAUGAGCUUAUGGAAUUCUUGUGAGAUAUCCUGAGAUCCAAAGAUAUCCCGAGAUUCUAUAUCUUUUUAAGGAGUGAGAGAUUGUAUUUUAUGAAAAAAAAUAAAAAAGAAAAAAAAAGUGAGAAAUGCAUGUAAACUAUUAUUAUUUAUAUGAACAUAUAUAAAUAUAUAGACGAGUUUGUACGCGUAUGCAUGUGUAUGUGUACAGCCUUUAUCUCGUGAGAACAUUUUUACAUAAUAAUCAUAGUUUGUGUGUGUGUGUGUUAUGUAUGGAUUGCAUCAUGGAUUGUUGUUUGUGAAAUAAAGGUUAAUAAUUAUAUGUAGGUG
Camelina sativa (false flax) is the source of this 658-nucleotide messenger RNA. Its product is annotated as protein GOLVEN 2-like. Lineage: Eukaryota; Viridiplantae; Streptophyta; Magnoliopsida; Brassicales; Brassicaceae. The record is from RefSeq and is a predicted model, not a curated record.